AUGUCUUUCUCCUCUGAAAAAUGUUACUCAGACCUAAAGAAUCUUCUUUACCAUGAUAAUCAUGCCACGCGUAAGGAAAUAUUGGAAUUCAUGGCGACCGAUCCAAUUUUCAUUCCACGCUAUAACACGAGUUUAGAGUUUCAGCGUGAGUUGGCGCUGCAAAGGCUACAACGGUUAGCAGAUCGUAAAUUUUUGUCCGUUUUUGACUUUGAAAAGAACCCGUUGAAUGUGUUUGCUGUGCAUGAAAUGGCUGGCAUGGUAGAUAAUUCAAUGGCGACAAAGAUGACUGUUCAGUGGAAUCUUUUUGGUGGAACAGUGAUUAAACUCGGAACAGAACGUCAUCGUCGUAUUCUUCCUGGAGUCGAUGAUCUCACUAAUGUAGGUUGCUUCGCGUUGACUGAAUUAGGGUAUGGGAAUAACGCAAUUGAAAUGGAAACUACUGCAAUUUUUGACGAAGAAACGCGAGAGUUCGUUAUCAAUACUCCUUCUGUACUCGCUCAAAAAUAUUGGAUUACUAAUUCCGCAAUCCAUGCUAAAUGGGCAGUUGUGUUUGCUCAAACUUAUGUUAAAGGAAAGAAUGAAGGAAUUCACGCUAUUUUAGUUAGAAUUCGAGAAGAAGACAUGACACCAUCUAAAGGUGUUGUUAUUGAAGAAAUGGGAGUUAAAUUUGAAUGCAAUGGUGUGGAUAAUGGAAAACUUUGGUUUAAAAACGUACGAGUACCUGUAGAUAAUUUAUUAAAUCGGUACUCAAAUAUUGACGAAAAAAAUCAAUUCACAAGUGUGAUUGAAAGCCGUCGUGGACGAUUCUUGAAAGUUGCUGAUCAACUUUUAUCUGGUCGAUUGGCGAUAGCCUCAAUGUGUCUGGGAGGGACAAAGGCUUGCCUCUCAAUCGCAUUGAGAUACGCAAGUUCUCGAUUGGCAGUUGGUGCUAAUGGAAAGAGUGAUACUCCAAUUCUCGCGUACCAACUUCAACAACGCGCGUUAUUGCCGUUACUAGCCAACACAAUCGCUCUCAAUAUAGGGCUAAAUUAUUGUAAAGACAGAUGGGCUACUCAAGCAAAUACCGCGGAAGUUGUACGUCUAUGUUGUGUUAUUAAACCGUUAGUCACAUGGAACUUUGAAAACGUUGCUACAACCUCUAGAGAGCGCUGUGGUGGUCAGGGAUAUUUGAGUAUUAAUCGGUUUGGUAGUUUCAUUGGAUUUGCUCACGCUGGUAUGACUGCUGAAGGAGAUAAUAGUGUUUUGAUGCAAAAAGUGGCUAAGGAGUUGUUAGCUGAUGUCCAGAGUGGUGCUGUUAAAUUACCAUUUGUACCUGAGCCUGAAAAAGCGCAAUCAUGGGAUAUAAGUGUACUGGAGAAUUUAUUGAAUUUAUUCAGGCUACGGGAGCAAAUCUUACUAAAAAAACUUCAAUCAAAUUUGUCCAACAAAAUUGGUGCUGAUUCGAUUCUCUUUGACGUUUGGAUGAAACAAGAAUCCGAUCAUAUACAAUCCCUUGCCCGCGCACAUGGUGAACGGAUAGUCCUUGAGCAAGUUUUAAAUGCAACAAAUGAAUUAGAUGUAGAUGCCAAGACACUCCUAUUAAUCGUUGCUCGUCUGUAUGCCCUUAAUCAACUUGACACCUAUCUCGCUUGGUACAUAACAAAUGAGUUGGUGUCUAUAAAAUCAGCGAGUCUAGUACAACCAAUGAUCCGAGAAAUUGUCGCUUCUCUGGCACCGUAUAGUAUUCAAAUUGUGGAUGCGUUAGGUGUGGAUCCACGUGUUCUUUUUGCACCAAUUGCAAAUGUUUCCCCAAGUGGAACUUGGGCAAAAUAUAAUGAUAGCGAUAAUCAAGUUAAAAUCUCCGAACUUUGCGCGGUAAUUCUUCACAAAAAAAUGGUACUUCCGCGUUCUGCAUAUCCACUCCAAGGAAUAUACUAUUUUCUCACAAAUUGGAGUCUAAUUCGUAAAAUAAUUUUCGCUCUCUUUAUAACAUUAGUCGUAGCACUUCUUUCACUUGGACUAUCGUUUGCAUUUCUACUACGUCUACAAGAAAACGGCCUGUCCAAUGUUGGAGUUCCUGUAUGGUUAUCAUGGACACUUUCGGUGAUCCUGUGCAUUAUAGAAAGUGCGGUAUUCACUUUGAUUUUUUAUUUAAUCGCUGCUCCGUUAUGGCAAGACGCGUUGUUUGACCAGGUGUUGAGGCUGAGAGGAUUAUCGCGGGUGCUGGACGAACGAAAAAGGAAUGUUUCCGAAGUGAGAUUGUGUUUUCGUGGUUUGUGCGCUGGGUUGACUUUUGUGAUAUUUCAGGUUUAUGCGCUGAUAGUUGUUGAGAUUCUCAUGCUAAUCCUAACGUCACCUUUACAUCUGAUUCCUGUAUUGGGCACUUUUCUCUAUUGUUAUAUUAACGGGUGGGUAUUGACUUGGGGCCACCAAUUACACUAUCAUCUCGAAAUAAAAGAAUGGACAUUAAGCCAAUCACGAAAAUUCGCGUGGAAACAUCGAGAUGACUAUCUAAUGUUUGGUACGGUGGCGGUCGGGUUGGAGAUGAUUCCAAUUGCAAAUUUCUUAUUUGUUUGGACGAAUGUUGUUGGCGCUGCGUUGUGGACUGCUGAUGUUAUAAUCGAAGAGCAGAGACUUUCGGGUAAUGGAGGUGCAGAUAACGGAGAUGGAUCAAGAGGUUAUGUUGCCUAUAACGCGAUUAGUUUACCUAAUCCUUCGGGUGUCGUGUCAUAUCAAGCAAUUACUGUGAAUAAAUGA
Ambispora leptoticha is the source of this 2736-nucleotide messenger RNA. The record is from the annotation of a GenBank genome assembly. Lineage: Eukaryota; Fungi; Glomeromycota; Glomeromycetes; Archaeosporales; Ambisporaceae.